GACUCAGAACGGGCAGAUACAAGGUGGCAAGAUAUCAUCACGUGAUAUCAGGCGACGACCUCGAAAACCCGUCGCUGCUGUUGCCUAUGUUUAUUUUAUCUGCCUUCCCAUGACCUGGAGCCUACACUAUCUUACGUACAAGACAAGGUGUCCCCAUUUUUAGACAUAUAGCAAACCACGUUCGCUUCCCAACAGCACUCGGAACCAACUUUUGAAUUCACCUCCCCCAACAUGUCAAACCCGGCACCACCCACGUUCCUUACCCUUCCAAUGGAAAUACGCCUCCAGAUUUAUGACUAUCUAUAUCGCCCAUGGCACUCCCCACCACCCCCAUCGGAGCGUUCCGGUAUCGCAUCCGUCUGCCAGCAAACUCGGCGAGAAACAUUUCCUUUCAUCCUCCGAGUCCCGCGAUACUUCGGGACUGCGGAGCGGCUUUGGGAAUGGGCCUUGCGGGGUGAUCAAAAGCACCUAGAUUUUAUCACUGAAAUGUCAGUAAUGGUUCUCGGAGACUCGCUAUCGAAGUUUUGGGCCCUCAGGCAUGCUCCAAGAGAUAUCAGAGACGAGACUGUGCCGUACAGUAGUGGAUGGUGGGAGGCGACGUAUUUGAAGCGAGUCCCCCCAGCAUAUAUCAAGCCUGUAUCAAUCUGGCGAUCAAUCAUCAAUACUAUAUCAAAACUUCUCAAGUCCAUAUGCACCCGGAACACCAACGAAGCCCCAAGAAGCGUGGUCGUAGCAACAUGGCAAGUCUUCAGUUCCCUUCCAAACCUCCAGAAACUCGCGAUCGCUUUCCAACACCCGCUCCGCUAUACAAUUGACGGUAGUUCAACUGCCUAUCCUGGCCCUGUAGACUCCGUUCACGAGCAAAACUUGAUCCUCGAAAUGAUCUCGAACGCCUGCCCGACCAUUCAUACCCUUGUAAUCUCCAACUCCUCCGAGCGCUUAAAUCUCUCGUAUCUCACCAAAUUCCACAAUCUCCGGCACCUUAACUUCAAUGGCAAGAUCAGCACUUCGCCGGAAGAUGCUCUCCAAAUUCUGAGAAGUUUGAAGAGCCUCAACACCAUUACGCUCGUGCGUCCUCCCUCGAGUAAGGUCAUGUGGCCGCCAUCCACCAUCUCCUCCAUCACACCCGACAUCAUCAGCAAGAUGAACCCUCUGAGAUCCCUCUCUCUAAUCUGCGACGAUAAAGAAGCGACAUGCCAGUUUUAUAGCGCCGAAAGAGCGGGAAACUUGGGGGCAUCCUUGGAUGAACGAGGUUCUUCUUCUUAAUAUGCGAGGGGCUCCUAAAUAGCUCUUAAAGUGGAACUUCUUUCCGGGUCGAGUUCGUUUUCAGUCUGCAGACGCGGGCGGCUGUACCUGUAGCUCGAGUGGAACAUUCGUUAAAGUUUUAAAGGGCUUCGGCGAGCCAGCCAGACCUGCUUUCAAGGACGGUUUUUAUUUCCCAUGAAUUCGUAAACUAGAAAAAGCAUCUAUAAUAUUUAAUAUUUAAUAUUUAAUCCUUUAUUGGAUAUUCUGUCAUUAUUUGAGCCUUUGGAAGUGUUGGUGACAAUCAAUCAUAAGC
Hyaloscypha bicolor E is the source of this 1558-nucleotide messenger RNA. RefSeq lists its product as uncharacterized. Lineage: Eukaryota; Fungi; Ascomycota; Leotiomycetes; Helotiales; Hyaloscyphaceae. The record is from RefSeq and is a predicted model, not a curated record. The transcript has a single exon. The coding region runs from base 232 to 1266 and encodes 344 amino acids.